AUGUCGAAGCUUCUUGCAGCGAGCGUGGCUCUUUCCCUUCUCGCUUUGGGAAGGCCCAGUCUGGACUCUCCGGCCAGCCAACACCAGCGGCAUCUGCAUGUGGACUCACCGCUUGGAGGUAUCGGUCCGGAAGAUUUCUUCAACUGCACGAAGAUUUUCCUGGACUUGGGUGCAAAUCGGGCGACCCAUGUCCGGAAGCUUUUCGAGCCUCUGAAGUACAAGGGAGCCAAGUACCUGAAAGUAUUCAAUGAAUUCUUUGGCAGAGCUGCGUAUCGCGCAAAACCUUCGCGCCACACAGGAAUCUGUGCCUUCGCCUUUGAAGCAAAUCCGAGGUGGAGGGAUCGUCUUCGCGAAAUUGAACGGGCCUACUCGGCAAAAGGCUGGCGAGUGAGGCUAUUUAAUGUGGCUGUUAGUGGCAGUGACCCUGGCCAGCUGGUCUUCUUCAACAAUAACGAGGGCUCCGACAGCGACUGGGGCUUCAGCCUUUUUCGCUACUCAAACUACAGAAAACCGGGGAACAAGACGGUCACGGUGGCAGCAUUGGAUUUCAGCAAAUUCUUGCAGCUCUUGAAGGACCAUGCUCCACCAGGGAAGCGAUUGAUGAAGCUGGAUAUUGAAGGAGGCGAGUUUGAGCUUCUACGAUCCCUCAUUGACAAACAGCUCUUUUGCAAUAGCAUCGUUGACUUGAUCACCCUGGAAUGGCAUCUGGAUUCAGGACUGAACACCUCCCUGGGCACCAGUAGAAACAUUUGGUAUAGGCAGAUCUACAACGAGGUGAUGAGGGGAAGAGCUUGCCACGGAAAGCCACCUAAAAUCUGGUUGUUCGACGAUGAGGAGCAUCUGAUGGAUGGCCAGCCGCUGCCAGCGUGA
This is a messenger RNA of Symbiodinium sp. CCMP2456, 870 nucleotides long. Lineage: Eukaryota; Dinophyceae; Suessiales; Symbiodiniaceae. The record is from the annotation of a GenBank genome assembly.